AUGAGCGUAGUGAUGGAGUUGAAGAGGAAGGAGCCUGGUGACGCCGUGGCGGGCGAUGCCAGUAGGGGCGGCGGUGCUGCCGUCCCAAGCCAGAGAGAGGCUCUGCCGCCUGGGGGCGGCGGGGCAUUUUCCCGGGAAACGGCCCGUGAUGGGCGAAAUCACCCGCGGGAAAGCAGCUGGGACAACAUACCGGGAGCGAGUCCUGGGGUUCCAGCGAGAGUGACGACUGGCUGGGCAAGUAGAUCGGGAGCGAAUCCUGUGGGGCCAGCCGGAAUGAGCCCGGGCGUAGGACCGGACCGCGGGGAAGCGAGGGGGUUAAGCCCCCAAGGCUUGGACGGGCAGCUUAUCGGCAACGCCGAGAAGCACGCACCCGUCGGUGACCCAAACAGGCCUAGCUCGGAGCUGUAUAGCUUGGGCUACACAAGUGAUGAGGUUCAGAGGGGCCUCCAGGCGUUCCACUUUGUGACUACAGCCAUCGUCCGAGAAGCCUACAAGGCAACCGUGAAUAAAUGCGAGACCGCAAAGGAGAUUCUUGCGGAACUCGACAGAUUACACAACCCGGAGUCGCAGGGCUCGAAACAAGUCCUGAUGAAGAAGAUGUUCAAAUUCACGAUCCCCGCACACAGCAACAGCAACCCUGUCGAGCAUCUAUACACGCUCGAGCUGCUGUACUCGCGACUGCGGGAAAAAGGGCUCAACGCUGACACACCCUUUGUUCUCGCACACUUUGUCGAUGCCCUUCCACCCGAGUACCAACAAGCCAAAUUCUUGUUGGAGACGGCUACAACUCUGGACCGGGGCGAGAUAAUCAGGGUAGUCAGUACCGUGCACGCGAGCCUCCCGGAGGGGAGGAGGGCCACGAAGGGCCAGCGGAAGGCGGAGCAUGCUUUCCUCGCGAGCGACGGUGGCAACAGGGGCGGAGCGCCCGGCCGCAGCAGCGGCGGCCACAGCAAGGGCGGCGGCGGCGGUGGCAGCCAGAAGGGGAAAGGGGGUGGUCGCAAGGGCGGUGGUGGUGGCAACAGCGGCGGAGGCGGCGGCGGUGCAGGUAGCAUGCACGGCCGCUGCUUCCGGUGCGGAGAGAAGGGUCACCAGGCGGCCGCCUGUACCAAGCCGGAGCCCCUGCGAUGCGAGAAAUGCCUGGGCUACGGACACGACAAGACCAAAUGCUCGUCCGAGCAGGCGGUGCUCGCGGUGGAACUGCCGGUCUUGGACGCCACCGCACUGGACGUGGCAGAGGAGGCGCUAGUGGGGGUGUAG
Messenger RNA from Ectocarpus sp. CCAP 1310/34, 1257 nucleotides. NCBI's taxonomy places the organism in Eukaryota, Phaeophyceae, Ectocarpales, Ectocarpaceae. The record is from the annotation of a GenBank genome assembly.